Messenger RNA from Dictyostelium discoideum AX4, 351 nucleotides. RefSeq lists its product as hypothetical. The transcript has a single exon. NCBI's taxonomy places the organism in Eukaryota, Evosea, Eumycetozoa, Dictyosteliales, Dictyosteliaceae. The record is from RefSeq and is a predicted model, not a curated record. Bases 1 to 351 code for a protein of 116 amino acids.
AUGGAUCAAAAUAGUAAUAAUAAUAAUAAUAAUAAUAAUAAUAAUAAUAAUAAUAAUAAUAAUAUUAACAUUUUAAACAAUAGUAGUAAUACUAAUAAUAAUAAUGAAAUAACCAAUAAAAAACUAACUCUAUUGAAUCAAAGAAAAACAACGGAUUUCAGUAAAGAAUGUUUAUCAUGUCAUUUAUUAAGUGGUGGAAUAUUCACAGUAAUGGGCGUUUAUCAACUUUAUUCAAUACAAUCAUACCCUCAAAGUAAAAAAUGGUUAACUUUUAUUGGAACUUCUCUUUUAUCAUUUGGUGUUUAUUGGGGUGCAGUUCAUCCAAUUAUAAAUAAAGACCAAUAUGAAUAA